UCAAUACAGAAAAUGUGUUGUUUUCUUUUUGACUUCCUGUGUUCUGUGGGAGUUUUUUAACUUUUUUUUUUUUAAACUGGUGUUCCAUGCAGAGGCUGCAGAGGCAGAAAACUGUUAUAACAGAAGCUUUUGUUGUCUCUUUAGUAACCUCUGGACCCAGUGUGCAGUCUGAAUACUCGAAAUAACUGCCUGCCAUCAAGAAAGAGUCCUUUUGCUUUGCUGAGGUCAGAGGUUGCCUUGUAGGGAGCAGCUGUACUGAGACAUCAAGGGCUGCAAGGCCCUUGCUUAUCACUGCUUCCUGCUGGCCAAAUAUUCCAGUGAGCAGUGGUUUCAUACAUAGGUCCUUAUGGCUUUUUUAAAUGUCUACACUUUGUGGUUAGUGAGACUGUUAAAUGAUGGUUGGAGCUUAGCGUGCAGGUGGUCAUUGCAGUUAUAAUCAAGAUCUAUUGAUACGCGCUGAAAAGGUGUCCUUGGUAAGAUCACUUCUUGAAUUAUCACUCAUUUUGAUAACUUCAUUUGGCAACAAUCUGACUGCACAACACAAAGUCAGUCCCUGUUCUUCAGCUGAACAUGUUUCUGAUCUAAAGGCAAAUAUGGAUUGCAUUUAUCUGAAGAAUCUCCCUCAGCCAGGUACUGUCAACUCUAGACUGUGCCAUUAACCAUUUUCCUGCUUCUGUCUAUUCCUAAAGAUUAGUAUUAGGCUGUUUACAAAUGUACAGAAAAUCAAAGUGGAGGUACUGUUUUUUUCCUUAACGUAGGUUGUUUACCAUGUGAAUGUGACUGAUUACAGAGGAGAAAGUACUCUGAGAAAAUGGUAGAACCAGAAAAAAUAGAGGGCCAGCUUUAUCCUCUGAAAGCUCACAGUCCUAUGUGCUCCUCCAUCACGUGCUCCAAAUUAAGAUUUAUUGAAGAGGGGUAACGUUUGCACCCUGAAAUUAAAAUACUCUUUUCAUUUUUGCAUGUUCUAAAGUAAAACUUUGUUCAAAAUAAGGAAAGGAGGAAUGUCUAUAGAGAGGUUAUCCUGAACCAAAAGCUGGUUUUGAACACGAUAUGUAAAUCACAGUGUGGCUGACAGAUGACCUUAAAUAUAAAAAACUUCUAGUCGGUACUUUCUAUGUAACAAAUGAAAUGAGAAUUUGGUUUUCUAACUUUGAACUUCAUUACAAAGCCUUUACCUCCUUUCUCCCUAUUAGUCAUGAUUUUUUAUUAUCUUAAGUGUUGUCUCUGUAGAAUUUAAAUACAUUUCUAUUGAUUAUAAACCUACAAGAAGGAAGGAAUAUCUAGCCUUUAAAAGGAUGUUUUCAAACCAGUAAAAUUUAAACCAGUAAAUGUCCUGCUUCUGUUACUUUUAGUUUUGAGUUUCUGUUGUAGAGAAUGAUUGGGAAGUUUAUUCCACAUGUGGUAUAUUUCAAAAAAGCUGCAACAAAAUUAUUUUAAUAAGAAAAAUGAAUGCAUGAAUUAUUUAAAAUAGUUGGUGCAACUGUUCCUGUUAACUAAUCUGGGCACUUGGAAGGCAAUUACACUGAGCUUUGACAACAUUGCCAACCCACUGCACAGUGCCUUAUGCCAAAAGCUAUUGUUGUUUUAUUGACCACGUUCACCAUUACAUAUGCAUAUGAAAAAACAGAGGCAUUUUCAUCGGGAUUACCCUAAUAGCAUUAAGAGAUUAUUUUUUAAAUUUCCUUGGAAGGAAAUUCACUUAAAUGAGAUUACUUAUUACUUGACUGGUUUCCUAUCAUGCUGCUAUGUUUAGGUAAGUGGAGUCCAUUAGACUAUAAAGUUUUAAAAACCUGAUUUUAUACAUUAAUGAUUUCAAACAAAAGAGAAGUACUAUAUUUGUGCGCAGCUUCUUUUGAGAAAGUUAAGUCGAUGUUCUGGUUAGGAGAGAUAACACUUUUUGUCCCUCUUGGUGGCCCCCCUAGUGUCACCAUUAGUUGCUAAUUACUUGCAAACAAAUAAACAAUUAACUCCUCGUGCCUCUUGGUGGGAGAGUUUUCAUUGACAUGCUAAAACUUUCUAAUAAAAGAUUUUAAUUAAUGACGUUGCAAAUCCAACCCCCUUGUCAACAUAGCUAUAAGGAGGGCUUGUGGAGGCAUGCAAGUACAGUACACAUGCUAUGCCGGCUGAGGGAGAAAGCAUGGCAAGUACAUCCCUAUGUCCUGCUAAUACAUCAGUGCCUCAGAAUCUACAGAAAGUGUCUGGUUUUGUAGAAAAUAAAACCACACAGUGUUCAUUUUCCAUUGAAAGUAUUUUGGGAUUGGAGCAGAAAAAAGAUGGCAUUCCAGCUGUGAAGCCUCACAGACCAUGGAUAGAUGCAUGCACAAACUUGGUUUUAGGUGAUGACAGUAAUCCUCAUCUGCAAAUCCCUGUUGUUUGCUGUGAAAAUCCAUUAUUUCGUGCUAACACUAAUCCAGUGCAAGAGGAAAAGGUUUUGAAAUGUGAAAAAUAUUUGUCAGUCACGGAAAGGCUAUCUUUCAAACGAGAAUUGAGCUGGUACAGGGGUAGAAGACCAAGAACUGCAUUCACUAGAAACCAGAUUGAAGUCUUGGAAAAUGUUUUUAAAAUGAACUCCUACCCUGGCAUUGAUGUUAGAGAAGAGCUAGCUCACAAAUUAGAUUUAGAUGAAGACAGGAUCCAGAUCUGGUUCCAGAACCGUCGUGCAAAGCUCAAAAGAUCACACAGAGAAUCUCAGUUUCUAAUGGUGAAAAACAAUUUUACCUCCAGCCUCCUAGAGUAGAAAGAAGGAUGGUUUCCUGUUACAGUACUAAAAUAGAACAUGAAGAAUUAUUGGAAUUUUCAUAACUUGUAUGAAGCAAUGAUGAUAUAUUAAUUAUGACUUUAUCCUCAGAUUUCAAAUAUUAUAAUUUUCUUUAAAAUAAACUGUAAAUACUCAAAGUAUUAUUAUAAUCUACUUUUUGUGGAAAAAGUGACCUUUUCCUAUCUAUUUUAGUAAGUAUUUUCAGAAAAGUUUAGAUAUUUUUGCAGUUUAAAAAAGAAUCCACACCCUAGAUUGCACAGGACUUUCAGCUUGUAUGAAUGACUGCAGCUUAACUGCAGACGACUUAAUAAAGCUUCAUGGUUUUAAAAAGUCUGUUUAAAGUCUGAAACACACGAUAUCUGGUAUAGAUUUUGCUACCUGAAACAAAUUGUGCAUUACAUUGGAGUUUAAAUAGCUUAUUUCUAAAUAAAUAGUAUGAGUAAGACACUACAUAAAGAUCGAUAGUUUUUGUAACAUAAUUUUUAGAAAAAGGUAUCUGAAAUGGAAGGGCUAGUAUUCAACUGACUGUUCGGUCUGAACAAUUAUUGGUUAAAAGAAGCUGAAAAUUAUAGUAUUUUUAUGUCAUAUUUUAAUUAAUUUAGGAUAUUUGCCUAUUUAAUACUUCAACUUGGCUAUCUCCUCUCUUGUCAGUAUUAGUGUUCCAGUAAUGGAAAUUAUCCUGUUAUCUUUUAAUGACAGAAUGCGGCAUUUCACAGAAUCAAAUCUGUGAAAAAUCAAAGCUGGGACCAGACCAGAUAUCCAGAUCAUUGCUGUUAAUUUUAGGGUGUUGAAUUCAUUUUUAUGAAACAGUAUGUGAAAGGUAAUUAUCCUCAUAUUUGAUGUUCAGCCUGAAGUUAGUAUGUGUAAAGACACCCUUAUAAAAAUAAACACACAAACCAACAACUCUUCAUGUCAAUGAUCUAGGAAAACAUUGUAAGUAUGGGUUUACACUGUACCUUCUUCAGCAGAUCUUUAAGCACGUGGUUGAAGUGCUGGUGUCCUUCAGUGAGACACGAGCCUGUUUCUUACUAGAAAUACAUUCUAUGUGGGCCCAGCUGUAUAUACAAAAUAAAUGUUUUGUGUUAGGCUGGUGGUUCAGCAGAAGCACUGACUUUAAAUUGUUUGUAUCUCUAAAUCUGAAAGAACCCAUAAAUCCCAAUGAAUUUAAACAGAAAGCUUUGUUAAUUGGGUUUUCCCACUUGGCUGACUUGAAAAGUAACUUUUAUUUUGAACAAAAACUGUAUUUACAGUAGUCAAAAAACUGAACGGAAUAAUUUAAUGUGAUUUUAAAAAAGUAAAACAAAACAUAGGGAAGACCUCAGAAAACCUGGGAGAAGAAAUUUUGCAAAUGCUGAUGACAUUCAAAUUGGUUUUGUCUAAUUCAAAGUAUAGAUCUCAGGCUAACUAUCCUGCAUUGAAGGGUUGUGUAGCCACUGAGCUAUGGUGUUGGUGACCAGAUUUCUUGUGGAAACAGUUUUGCUUUAUACAAACUACUUCAAUAUUCACUGGAGGAAGAAUUUGAGACAGUCUUCAAUCUACAUACCUUAGCCAGCAGGCUUAUUCACAGUCUCACACUCAGAUACCAUGAAGUCAGUUAAGACACGAAGGACAUAGAAUUCAGCGUGUCAUUGCUAGUAUAGGCUAAAUGUAAACAGCAAAAAAAUAGAUUCUUGUAGUAUUUUACUAGUGCAAAUACAGUUAGAUUGUUAUUCACUUGUUCUUUCUUAUCUAAUAAUAAUAAGAAAAUAACAACAGAUUGGAUAUUUUCUGGCAUGUUACUUUCAAGGUAGUAUAGUCUCUACAAGAGGUAGCUGUUAAAAGUUUAAAGACCUAUCUCUACUGCUUCCAGAUGGUUUUUGAUUCCUAUAUCUCUUCUGCUUUUCCUCCAGUUUGUGUUCUUUGUUAGGACAUCUCUAUAUGUUUCAGUUGUUACAAUGGAUUACUUGCUUUGCCGAAUGUUUGCAAGGUGUUGCAAAAUGCAGUCUAGGAUUUACAAGAUAACAGAGUACCUGUUUUUUCAUUGGCAAACCGAGUAUUGAUCUUCCUUUCUUGGUGCUCGUAACCAUGACAACUGUUGUCCUAUAAAAUGAAAGGUAAGUCUGAGAAAAGGGGUGAUAGAACAAACCUGAUUUUAUGUAGUCUCAUUAGGAAGAGCUAAGGGAAGGAUGAUCCAACUUCAGUCCUUAGUUGGUAUUUUAGAUGAUAGGUUGAGAUAUAAGAGUUUAAUUAAAAACCAUUUCUAUGUUUUCUGAAAAAUAUUGCUGAAAAGCUGCAUUGCUUUAGAACCAGACUACAGGUAUUUGCCAUUUUGUGUCUUUAACUUCAUGGGCUCCUUCCCUUUAUUGCCUUCCUAAAAUCUUGAAUGGUUUGACUUUGCCCCUGGAAAUCCUAUUUUAGUGAGAAAAUAACAAAAGCUUAUCUGGUGUUGAAAUGUUAAUUAUUCAUGCUUUGCUGGAUUCAGGAAAUAACAUUACUAACUGAACUUCUGUUGUAUCCUGCAUUCAAAAAUAAGGCAAUUUAAAUGGAGCCAAAUCCAUUAGGAAUGGUUUUUAAAGAAAUUAGAAUUCAGAUACCUAAGACAAUAUUGGGAAUGCAUGAGUUCUGUUUUGUUUUUCUUCUCGCCUCAAAACAUAUUUUGCCCAUAGCUUAACCUUCUUCCAGGUAAUUUGAAACUAUUGUCUACUUUACCGCUGGAAACAAGGUUUCCAGCAGCAACAGAUUAGAGUAAUCUGUACAGAUUGAUGCCUAAGAACCUUACUCUAUUAUCUGGCAAAUACCUAAACAGACCUAAUGUCUCUUAUAAUGGAACUUGUCUCAAGUGACGGAAGUCUGACAAAGCAAUUUAAGAGAAGGAGUAGAAUAGUAGCAGAAUAAUAAUAGCACCAGCCCUGGUAUCCAGCUGUCAAUUAGCAAAUGUUACCAGAAGGAUGAUUGGUGUAAGGUACUAAGUGUCACGCAUAGUGCAAAGUUUAAUAGCGUAAAUGUAUUAUUUGCUUCAUCUUGGUUUAGCUUGUUCUUCCCAAGGUAAAUGCACCAACAAGUUAAAGCAGAACCUCUAACUUUACAUUUAUACCUACUUUAUCAGCAUGAGUUUAAAUUGUGGCCAUCACUUUCUCAAAUUCACUGAGGGUUUUUUCUAUCUUAAGAGAUACUCUCCUGGAUUUCACAGCAUUUUCUAAUCUUGUACUUGCUGAUAAUAUGCAGCUCUCUGGGCUACUUUGGUAAUAAAUGCCACACACUCUGUUAUCUGAAUAGACACAGCCAGUCCAAAUAACAGUAGUGGGUGAGACAAUGUCAGAAGAGGCUACUGUGCAUGCAGAAAGCUGCUCCUGCACUAGUUGUGCGUACUUUGCCUUUCAUUGUUUCUGUUUGUCUAUCUGCCCUUCAGAAUUGUGAUCAGAAAAGCCUCAGUCUUCUUGGUUCCUAUUCUGACUGAUGCUGUGGAGUCACAACCUCCUUUACUUCCAGCUGCAUUGUCUUACUCCAGUGAUCGUUUGACCUUGUGAUAAGCUGAUAAAUUUACUAAGAUGAUGAAAAACUGUUCUAGAAAAAAUCCUGGCUAGUCAUAAGAGUUCUUACUCUUAGUAUUGGCAAGCUGUUAUGUCAAUAUCCAUCAACAGCUACUAUUUAAGCCACAAAAAAGCAUUGAAAUAAUAGAUUUUUUCCAAGUGUGUUUUGACCCAUGUUACAUGUUGUUGGUGUAGAGUCUAAAGCCUUUAGUAAAAAGAAUAUCCGUUGAACCAAACAGUGCAACUUAAUUCUUUUGAUACCAGUUUUCAAGCAUGGUCAUCUGGCUUGGAAUGUUAUUAAGUAUCUGUAUGUGUAAAUAUGAUACCACACUUGAAUUGGGACGGAAAUACAUAGUCCUUCUUUUUGGAUUUACAGUGUUUUGCUUUUCCUAGCUCCUAAACCAGGUUUUCCUCUGCGACUGUGAUGGCUGAAGAACUCAACAAUACAGUCUAUCAGUCUUUUCCUUAAUCUUGUGCAAUUUGGAGGAAAGAAAAGAGAAGUUAGCUGGUGGUAUAAGAUAAUCCCCUUAGUUAACAAUGUCUGCGUUAUGAGUCUUUAUAUUAAUCACUAUAAAAUUCUGGGAAUUUGCCAUUUUAAAAUUGCAUAUGUAAGCAUAUGUUUCCAACCAAUUAUCUCAUUGUGACCUUUUAAAAAAAAGCAUCUGUAACCUUACACCGAGUUAAUUAUUGUACCUUAUUUUUCUGUAAUCCUUUCUUGCUCUUUUAACAGUGAAUUUUUAUUUUAUCAGUCCAUGUCAUUUUACUGCGUCUACGGGGAUAGGUAGCUGUCCACAAUUUCUAGAUUCCACAGCAGACUUUUGCCUAUGUAUAACGAAAUUAUGUUUUAUAUAUUAAAUGAAAAUGAAUAUAUAUCUUUUAUUGAUAGAUUUCACACUUUUAAUAUUUAGAAUUGUAUUGCAUCAGUCAUAGUAAUACUCCAAAAUAUCCUGGGGUUCAGUUUCUAUGAAUCAUGCCAUAUUAAGGAAAUUAAGAAGAUAGCACAUCAAUUAUUCUGCAUUAAAUAUUUUUGGCUCUAUACUAGCUAUGUCUUAAACACUUUGCUUUUUGUAUUAAAUCAAGCUUUAAAUUCAUAAACCUUGAAACGAUGACAGUCUGUAUUUGAAAUGCUUAGGAAAAUGCUGAGCUGCUUUUGCCCUCUUGUGGCUAGAUUUUAUAAUUACAGUCCUACAUGUAAUUUAAUUAGUUUUGAGUAAAAUGUGCAGUCAUGAGUUACGCUGUGGGAAAGCCAGCAGGAGACUGCCUGUUUUAACUGUUGUGCAGAUUUCACGACAAAUUUAUAUUGUACGUGCAUGCAAAUGAUUGAUGUUGGGCCUGAUUUUCAGAAGUUCAGAGGGGUCAAUAGCGAACUGGACCUAGUAAAAACCGGCCAGUGCUUAAUAUUUUUGACAGUAUGAACAUUAAUAAUUAACUAUUAUCUUAAGGAUUCAGUUUUGGACAGCCAACCUUUUAAAAUCUUGCUUCUAAAUUAAUUUAGGCUGCUUUCACAAGUACGUGUUUAUAAGACUGCCCAACAUAGUCAGUCUAGGGUAGCAGAAUCUUGUUACAUUUCAGAAAGCAUUUGACAAAGUGGUCAGUAGUUCAAAAAGGCCACCCCUUUUAGUGCAAAGCUUAGAAUGACUUCUGGUACACUAUCUACUAAUAUAAUUCUUCCGUAAUAAUCGAUACAAUGUUGGCAAUGCAAAGUUUGCCAUGUGGAAAUGCUCAAGACCAUCAGACUUUUAAUUUAUCGUUUUGUAAUGUGAGUAAGAUAAGAAACAACUUUGUUCUGUUUCAAUACUGUGAAUUUCUUAAAAGUUUGUCUUGCAUUUAAGGAUGUUCAGUUAGGGUAAAUAUUAAAAAGUUUGUAGUAUACACUUUACUUUCUUUCUUGAUUCACAUGUUUUUAUGUUGCCGUAUAGAUGUUUGAAUACAAGGCAUACAGUGAAAUGCAGUCAUCUCACUUCAGAGUUGGAACAGCAUCUUAUUCUGUGCUACAGGAAGUGGAUAACUGACAGUAUAACUGCAAAUUACUCUAAUGCGCUUUGACAGAGAAAGGAAGUCAUAGGGAAGCAGUCUAAUGAGGCAUCAGCAUUGCCUUUAGAAUGGAAUUGGCUAUGGCUAGAUAGCUUUGUGACACGUAAGUUAUGUGGAAAACCUCCUUUUCUUACAGACAUUCUUGUUUAAAUGGGAAAACUGAUCUGGUCUUUCCCUUCUUUCUUCUGUAAGCAUAUGGUCCUGGGCAAUAAGUUUUAUCACAAAUGAGUUUACUAGGAGUGUUUUUUCAAUGAUUGUUACUAUCAUCAUCUAAUUAGAAACAACUAAUAAUUAUCUAUUGUAACUUACAGUAUUAAGGUGCAUUAACUUCCUAGGUAAGCACAAACAAAUCUUGUUCAUUGUGUUUAUUCAGUCUAUUAUUAUCUGCAUUUUUAUCUUAUUCUUUCCAAAAAUAAGCAGUAACUCAGUUCUGAUAACCAACUGCUUCAAAUUUUUGUUUUAAAAAAAUGUGCCACAGUGUAAACAAAAAGAACCUUGGGUGUGUUUGUUUGAGAGCGGAGCUGUCAGCAACAAUUGACCUUCCUAACGGGGCCCUUCUUCUUUUCUUUCAGUCCAGCCUUGUAGAAUUGCUGUGGAUUUGUUUGUAAAUCUAUAAAAUGUUACAAAAUUCUUCUCUGAAAUACUCAGAGUACUUGUGUAUCUCUCAUAUAAACAAAGAUUGCAAUUUCCAUAUGCUUCCAGCCUUCCUAUUUUCUGUUGUUUCUCCCUCAGUGGGAGUAGAAUGAGGUGCUAUUGACAGAGUCCCUUCCAAUCUUAUUCCAUAACAGUUACCCAAUAGUAAGAUUUUUUUUUUUUAAUUCUUCCGGCCAUGUUCCUACUUUUCUGCACUGAUAUCCGUUACUGGGGUCUCUAUGCAUUUUAAUUACAAAAAUCUUCAAACCAUUUUCUUUAGUCUUAAUUACCCUUAGCUUUUGGACUCAAAUAACAAAUGAUGUCAUCCUGAAGUGCCUGAGCAAAUAGCUCUCCCUCAGUUAAACAGGGAAAGGUUUAAAGCAAGUUAUGCUCAGUGAGGGGUCCCCUAGUGUGCUAGGAUUAAUUCUGCAGACAUUGCCACAGGAUGCUGUUGAAUUUCAGAAUAAACUGUUAAAUCAGGUUAGGGUUGUCCUCCCACGCUGUAUUUCCCUGCAGAAGGAAAAUGACAAGAUGUCUGGAUGGAAAGUAUCGCACUGCAGUAAGAAAGAGUUGAGAUUAGAAGAAAAACUGAGAAGCUUUUGUGAAAACGUUGCUUUAUUCACGUCUAGCAUUUAUUCAAACUGCACUGUAGUGAUUUUGAUUUGAAUUUUUAAUAAUUGAUUCAGAUGAAAUGCCUAUUUGCUGAAAAAUAUUACUUUAAAUUGGAACAUUAAAAAUUAUUCAAUUAUUGCUAAACAAUAAAG
This is a messenger RNA of Cuculus canorus (common cuckoo), 9698 nucleotides long. RefSeq names its product HESX homeobox 1 (gene HESX1). The coding region runs from base 2117 to 2737 and encodes 206 amino acids. Gene Ontology annotation, molecular function: RNA polymerase II cis-regulatory region sequence-specific DNA binding; DNA-binding transcription repressor activity, RNA polymerase II-specific. Gene Ontology annotation, cellular component: nucleus. Lineage: Eukaryota; Metazoa; Chordata; Aves; Cuculiformes; Cuculidae. Gene Ontology annotation, biological process: regulation of transcription by RNA polymerase II; pituitary gland development; forebrain development. The transcript is spliced from 4 exons. The record is from RefSeq and is a predicted model, not a curated record.